AUGCGGGAUGAUAAAGAGAGAUUUCAUUCCCUUUCUUUCUUUCUUUCUUUCUUUCUUUCUUUCUUUAGUUCUCACCAUUCCAUUUCAUUUCUUUCUUUUUUUUUCCUUCGUUCUCUUCAUUUCUUUAUUUAUUUCAUUCUUUCUUUUUUUUCUUUCUUUCUUUCUUUCUUUCUCACUAUUUCAUUUCAUUUCUUACAUUCUUUCUUUCACUCUUUCCUUCUAACCAUUUCAUUUAUUUAUAUAUUUAUUUCUUCAUUUCUUUCUUUCUUUCUUUCUUUUCUUUCUCUCUUUCGUUCUCACUAUUUCAUUUUUUCCUUUCUUCUUUUCUUUCUUUCGUUCUCUCAAUUUUAUUUCAUUUCUUUCUUCCUUUCUUUUAUUCUCGCCAUUCCAUUUCAUUUCUUUCUUUCUUUUUUCCUUCGUUCUCACCCUUUCAUUAUAUUUCUUUCUUACUUCUUUUCUUUUUUUCUUUCGUUGUAUUUCAUUUCAUUUCUUUCUUUCUUUCUUUCUUUAUUUCUUUCUUUCUUUCUUUCUUUAUUUCUUUCUUUCUUUCUUUCCUUGUCACCAUUUUAUUUCAUUUCUUCCUUCCUUUCUUUAAUUCGUUCUCACUAUUUCAUUUCUUUUCAUUUCUUUCUUUCUUUCUUCCGUUCUUCUUUCUUUUCUUUCUUUUUUUAUUUAUUUCUUUCGUUCUCACUAUUUCAGUUUUUGUUUCCUUCCUUCCUUCCUUCCUUCCUCCCUUCCUUCCUUCCUUCCUUCCUUCCUUCCUUUCUUUCUUUUUCUGUCUGUCUCUCUGUCUUUCUUUCUUCCUGUCUUUCUUUCGUUUCCACCAUUUUCUUUCUUUCUUUCUUUCUUUCCCUUUUAUUCUCUUCUUUUCUAUUUCAUAUUUUCUUUCUUCAUAAACGAAAAUCCUUCAAAUCUCUCCUUUUUUGUUGUUGUUGCUCUUCUUCUUAUUCUUCUUCUUCUUCUUCUUCUUCUUCUUCUUCUUCUUUUGAACAAAUUGUCUUACUAAAGUGUAUCAUUGCUUUUACUUUCCUUUCUGUGUGUCACCAUCAAGUCACUCUUUUCAUUAUUCUUUCUCUCUUUUUUCUUGUGCGUCUUCGCCUUUGCGUUUUUCCUUAUUCGUUUCUCCCCAUAUCUCUCUCUCUUUCUCUUUCUCUUUCUCUCUCUCUCUCUCUUUCUCUUUCUCUCUCUCUCUCUUUCAUCUCCCAUCUUGCUAUCUAUCUAUCUAUCUAUCUAUCUAUCUAUCUAUCUAUCUGUCUGUCUGUCUCAAAUCUUUCUUCCUUUCUUUCUUUUUUCUUUCUUUCUUUCUUUCUUUCUUUCUUUCUUUCUUUCUUUCUUACUUGUGUGUCUUCCCCCGCUCUUGCAUAUCUAUUCUAUACUCCCUGUUCUAUCACUAGUGAUUUAUCUAUUCUAUACAGUAUCUAUUCUUUUCUAUAUCUUAUUCUAUCAUUAAUACUCUCUCUAUUUUAUUCUAUACUCCUGCUUUUCUGUCACUAUAUCUAUUUUAUCUAUGCUAUGCUCUAUCUAUUCUAUCAAAUAGUCUCUAUCUAUUCUAUAGUCCAGCUGUUCUAUCCACAAUAUUCUGUUCUCUAUGUCAACGGAGUUGUUAACGAAAAUACAACCGACAUUAUGGCUUCAUUCACCCGCGCCGCCAAAAUCUCUCUCUCUCUCUCUCUCUCUCUCUCUCUCUCUCUCUCUCUCUCUCUCUCUCUGGAGUGA
Acanthosepion pharaonis is the source of this 1716-nucleotide messenger RNA. The record is from the annotation of a GenBank genome assembly. Lineage: Eukaryota; Metazoa; Mollusca; Cephalopoda; Sepiida; Sepiidae.